This is a messenger RNA of Vollenhovia emeryi, 639 nucleotides long. RefSeq names its product NADH dehydrogenase [ubiquinone] 1 beta subcomplex subunit 7 (gene ND-B18). Bases 37 to 492 code for a protein of 151 amino acids. Lineage: Eukaryota; Metazoa; Arthropoda; Insecta; Hymenoptera; Formicidae. Gene Ontology annotation, cellular component: mitochondrion. The transcript is spliced from 3 exons. The record is from RefSeq and is a predicted model, not a curated record.
GCUGAGGGGCGCGCGUUACGUAAGCUGGGUCAGUGGAUGGAUAGGAUAGAUGUCAGCGCGACGCGACGGUGCGCUCACGGGUCUCUCUCGGCUGCUCGCCCCGCUGGACACGACUUGAGGGAGACAAUGGGCAAUUGGAUCGCUACCUAUAUAACGCAUCCGGACACGAUGCCCGUGCCCGACGGCAAACCGACGUUCGACCCGAUGUUCGGAUUUCCGAACGGUCGAAAACCUAGGGUGAUACCAUAUUCGGAGGAAGAUAUGAUGGCUUUUAAGAUCCCCCUGGACAGACGCGAUUAUUGCGCCCACAAGUACAUGGACCUGCACGAGUGUAAGAGGCGCCAUUAUCCCUUCAUGAUAAAGUGUGCGCACGAAAGACACGAAUAUAACCGGUGCCACGUUGAAGAUUACACUAUGAGAUUGAAGGAAUACGAAAGGGAACGUCGCCUCCUCGAAAGACAAAAGAGGAUACAGCAGGCGGCGACAGCGUGAAAGUUCAUAGGAUUUUGAUAAAUCUUGUUCAUCGUCGUCGGUAACUUAGGCUGCACUUAUAUAAAAGCGGGAUUGUGCCCCGCCACUGUACAUAAGCUAUAUCAAUAAAAUGUAUUUAACAAUAAAUUUUCCACUUUGUGAAAUAGA